This is a messenger RNA of Paramisgurnus dabryanus, 1813 nucleotides long. It is a transcript of the gene tmem107l, whose product is annotated as transmembrane protein 107 like. Gene Ontology annotation, biological process: protein localization to ciliary transition zone; non-motile cilium assembly. The record is from RefSeq and is a predicted model, not a curated record. Gene Ontology annotation, cellular component: MKS complex. NCBI's taxonomy places the organism in Eukaryota, Metazoa, Chordata, Actinopteri, Cypriniformes, Cobitidae.
CACGCGACAAAAUUAAAUUUGUUUGGCCUAUAGAGUGCCACCGAUCAGUAAAUUUUUUACAGAAUACAACUUCAGUUAGUCUGUAACGGGAAAACUCGUUGUCACCAAACGUUUAAUCUGUCAAAACGUACAUCUACAAUGUGCGUUAAAUGGCGACUCCUGCCGAUAGGUGGCGGCAUGACGCCGUUUGAUUGGAAUGGCUGAGUAGAAGAAAAGUGUUGUCGUAGCAACUUGAUGCGAGUAAAAUUACCCAGCCUUUACAUUGUGCGAGUUUUAUUUGCUACUUUUGUUAAUACUAUUUAUUAACCGACCAACUGAACUCUCUUGGCAAGCCUUAAAACUUUACGGCACGUAAAUUCAAUGUUGGCUGUAAUCCCAUGAUUUACUAAACCGUUUAAUACCUUGUUAUCACGUAACGUUUUACAUGAGUGUCUAAUAUAGUUUCAAUGUCGGUAGUAAGCAGUUUGGUGCCAUCGCGUUUUCUAAGUCUCAUCGCGCACCUUGUAAUUGUCAUAAUCAUCUUCUGGUCCAGAGAGAAUAGUGUCAAAGCUUGCAUACCACUAGACUACACGAAUGAAGAAUACAGAUCAGAGGACACGCGGCUUGUGGUUGCAUUGUCUGUGACUCUUGGCCUGUUUGCUGUAGAACUGAUCGGGUUUCUAUCUGGCAUCUCUAUGUUUAACAACAAUCAAGCCCUUCUGUCCAUUGGAUGUCAUGCAAGUGGGUCUGUGGCUCUGCUCUUCUUCAUGUUUGAGCAAUGGACCUGCAGCAUUUAUUGGUGGAUCUUUGGCUUCUGUAGUGUGAUUCCGGCACUGUAUGAAAUAAUACUUUUCAUAGUAGUAUGUGGAUUAAAGAAGAAGCCUUUGUGAGCGUUUCUGCCCUCUCCUCCGCUGGAUUCGGUGAAGGACGAAUAUUAUCUUGCCAUGGCUGCAGUAUAAAACCGAAAAGUAGAAUAACAUUCACUGGCACAAUAAAACACACAAUAAAAUGUUCCUCUUCUGGAAAUAGCUUACUGUAAAUCACUAUUUAUAGUCUUUUUGAUGUUUUAUAGUUCUAUGUUUAGUUUUAGAUGUAGUAUUUAAGAAUACUUUUUUAACUCUAUGUUUGUUGUCUUUAAUUUGGAUUUAUUUAACUACUUUGUAUUUUGUAAGAGGUGUUAUCAAGCAGUCGGUUUGUUAACUCAUUUCCCGCCAGCCUUUUUUUUUUUUUAAGUUGCCCGAAAGCAUUUUUUGUGAUUUUCACAAAAGUAAAAACAAAUCCAGGAAAAUUUUAUUCUAUAAAUAUAUAUACAUACAAACAAAUCAAAUGAAAGUACAGACCCUCUGCUUUUAAAGGAACACGCCCAGAUUUUCAGUAGCGCUUCACUGCAGAACACGACAUCCAGGGGGCGGGGUUGGAUUUAGAUCCAGGGGCGGAGCUGGAUCCCGGUCCAGAAAUCCCAUUGGUCGGCAGUUUUACCACAAGACACGUCAUACACGUGUUGCUGCGUUACCAUUUCCGCAUUAAGUCGUAACUAAAUUAAGUUAUUAUUUUGACAUAAAAACAAACUUUACUUAAGUUAUGACUACAAUAAAAGUAGUGCCUUUAGGGUGAAAUGUAAGUUUUUUGCUAUAAUGUUUUGUAGUAAAACAUUUCGGGUAAGCUAACUACGAGUAAUCUUACCACAUGCAGUUUAAGACCUAUUAAUGGAUACAGUAUAAAUAUGCAUAAUUAUUAAAAUAUAUAGGCUAUGGCAUGUUAAAUUAAUAAAUUGAAUGUUUAUCUGGACUUUGAACUUGUUUUAACAUGUCUUUGCUUACAGCCAUUAGGAAAC